AUGUCUCACCGCCGACCAGCUCCUAGGACCACCCUCUUUGUGGCAGGCUUCCCGCCGACCAUGAGGGCACGAGACCUGGCCUACGAGUUUGAGCGCAUGGGUCGACUGGUCCGCUGCGACAUCCCCGCGCUCCGAUCGCCCACUGCCUCGCCGUACGCCUUUAUCGAGUACGAGGACCCCCGAGACGCCGAGGCCGCUCACCACGACAUGCACGGCAUGCGCUUCGGCCGCCACACGCUCCAGAUCCAGUUUGCCAAGAACGCUCCCUCCAGCAACUGGAGGUUCGACGGCCCCUCGCGCCGUGGACCGCCGCCGCCGCCGCCCUUCGCAGGAGCCCCCCCGCCUGCGCGCUCGACGCCUCCGAUCGCUGCUGUCCGCCCCGAGCUCACCCCUGCAGAGCAAGAGGAGGCCGAUCGAGCUGCCGAGGAGCGCGCGCGUGCCCGUGCCGCCGCGCGAGAGCGUGAACGCAGCCGGUCGCCUGUCCGCCGCCGCGACGACAGCGACUACCCCGACACUCGUCGCAGCUCGAGCCGCCGCGACGAUGUCGAUGACGAGAGGAGGAGGAGGUACGACGAGGACGACCGCGGCCGCGACCCAAUCGAUGAAGACAGGCCGCGCGAGAGGAGCUACGGAGGAGAGAAUGGUGCCGGAGAAGCCGAGCACGCAAACGGCCGCGAGAGGUCGGCCGAUGCCGCCGACGCCCCCGGAAAGGACGCUAGCGCGGAGCCCGCGAAGGACGCGGCGGCGGCGGCAACAGAGGACGACGCUGCUCCGGCGGCGGCCAACGCCAACGGAAGCGGCUGGAGCUCGCCUCCGGGGCAAGCCUGA
Molecule: messenger RNA, 828 nt
Organism: Pseudozyma flocculosa PF-1
Lineage: Eukaryota; Fungi; Basidiomycota; Ustilaginomycetes; Ustilaginales; Ustilaginaceae
Exons: 4
Coding region: 1-828 (275 amino acids)
Biological process (GO): mRNA splicing, via spliceosome
Cellular component (GO): nuclear speck
Molecular function (GO): RNA binding
Source: RefSeq, a predicted model, not a curated record